Molecule: messenger RNA, 2734 nt
Organism: Mus musculus (house mouse)
Lineage: Eukaryota; Metazoa; Chordata; Mammalia; Rodentia; Muridae
Gene: Tmem130
Product: transmembrane protein 130
Exons: 8
Coding region: 47-1306 (419 amino acids)
Cellular component (GO): Golgi membrane; Golgi apparatus
Source: RefSeq, marked provisional
GCUCCCUGAGCAUCCUCCCCGCGCCCCUCGGUAUCCACGCUUCGCCAUGGCCAAGGCCACCGACGUCCUCGUCUUCUGGUUCGCUUGCCUCCUGCUCUUGGGUCCGGCGAGGGUGGCGGCAGGUCUCUAUAAUCUUAGUCUUACUGCUGACGGUCCUGCUACCGUGGGCACCGAAGUGACCAUCUCAGCCAGCCUGGAGGUCAAGGACAAUGGAAGCCUGCCCCUGCCUGCAGACACCCACCUCUACCGUUUCCACUGGAUCCACACACCUCUGACACUCACUGCCAAGAAUGAGAAGAAUCUAACCUCGACCAUCCACGUGGUGGGCGGCGUGCCUGGGGACUUCCCAAUCUCUGUCUGGGUUACUGCUGUCGACUGUUGGGUGUGCCAGCCAUUAGCCAGGAGCACUCUACUCCUCCCCAUUAAAGAGUCCCUUGUGGGAAACAUUGUCGUUACCCAGAACACCUCCCUGUCUUGGCCGAACUCCUACAUCACCAAGAGAAGUCUUAGACUGUCCUUUCUUCUCCAUGACCCAAGCGACUUCUUCAAGUCCGCUUCCUUCUUUUACCGAUGGGACUUUGGAGACGGGACCUUGUUGAUAACUGACAACCCUGUGGUGUAUUACAACUACUCGAGCCCUGGAACCUUCACAGUGAAAGUCAGGGUGGUGGCAGAAUGGGAGCAGAUAAAGCCAGACACCACAAAGGGCACUAUACAGAAGACUGGUGACUUCUCAGCAUCGUUGGAUCUGCGGGAGUCGCUUCAAGGCAUCCAGAUUUUGGGGCCCACCCUCCUGCAGACAUUCCAAAAGCUGACAAUGAACCUGAACUUCUUCGGAAGCCCACCGCUGCAUGUGUGCUGGGGUCUCAAGCCGCAGUGUCUCCCACUGGAGGACAGAGAAUGCCACGCUGUGUUGGUGACUCGGACAUCUUUUAACCUGACCCACGUCUUCCAGGACCCCGGGGACUACUGCUUCAUCUUCCGUGCUGAGAAUGCUAUCAGCAAGGCUCACCAGUACCACAGGAUUCAGGUGUGGCCCUCCAGCUUCCAGCCAUUUGUCUUUGCUUUCCCGUGUGCCACGCUAAUCACCGUGCUGCUGGUUUUUCUCAUGUAUAUGACUGUGCGGAGCGCUGCAACCCAGAAGGACAUCGUGGAGAGCCCAGGGGCCACUGGGCUCAAGUGUUGCUGCCAGGUGUGCUGUGGAUCCCUCUUUCUGGACUCCCCGUCUGAGUACCUGGAAAUCGUCCGAGAGAACCACGGGCUGCUUCCACCCCUCUACAAACCUGUGAAAACUUACAAUGUGUGAACUCCCAUCCCAUACCUCUCAGUAUUCACCGAUCACCCAUCGGGAGCUUCGGGCAGGGUGGCCUAUGCUACUGAGCAGGAGGGGUUUACACCGGGGUGACCGUUUGCCCAGACGGGUCACCGAUCUGUACAGUCCAGCUGACAUCAUUCGUCCUUUGUGUCGCCUCCCCACUGUCAUCUACUCAUCCGUACAGUCUAGUCAGUGCUGUAAGCUGUUCCCAGUCACCCUCCCCCACCCCCUCUACCAAGCAGGAUUCUGAUCUUUGGUGUGUUGUGUUAAGACUCUCCCAAGUGGGUCUGGCUGCCCCUUGCCCAUUGCUCACUGGGGACUACUGAGGUCCCUGGCAAUGCAGCUCCGCCCAAGCCAGAAGGAACGAGGAAGGAGGUCACAGAUGGUUAAGGACAGAUAGUGAAAGAUAACACGAUCAGAUAGAUGGGCUCGAUUACAGCAAGGAAGGGCACACGUGGAGGUGAUGGAGCACCUGAGAUGAUUUGCUGCGUAUCUGGAAGGCUUGUUGCUGGGAUGGAUUUGAACUAGACCUCAAAGGUGGCACCCGAGCCUGGCCUCCCUUGCCCUCUGUCCUUUGUCUCUACAGUCCCAUGACCAGGCCAUUCUGUACCCCCCCCCCCCGCCUGCUUGCUGGAAGCUGGGUGGGGGGUGGGGGCAGAAUGAGCACCCUGUGAGUGUAGAAUGUUUUGUAAGUGGAUCCUCUUUCCUUGAAAUCUGUAAGCUCAAUGUCCACCGAGGAAAAAGUAAUUGGGGGCAAAUAAAAGAAAGGUUGAGAUAGAGAGGAUUUGGGAUAGCAGCCUCGUACUACUCAGUCUUGAUGUCUGCCCCCCUCUCUCUGUCUCUCUUUCUCUUUCUGUGUGUGGGUGUGUAUGUGCUUGUGUGUGUGUAGUGUAGUGUGAUACCUUACCCACUCAGUUACUCCCAAGGUAGCAGAAGAAAAAAAGCAGGAGGCAGACGAUGCUUUGAAAGAUGAUAAAAGAUGAUCAGGAGAAGCCUGGCAUGGUGGUGCACACCUUUAACCUCAGCACUCGGGCAGCAAAGGCCGGUAGAUAUCAGAUCAGAGUUCAAGGUCAGCCUGCUCUACAUAGUGAGUUCCAGGACGUCCAGAGUCACAUAGGGAGUUCCUGUCUCAAAAAAAGGGAGGGAGGAAGGAAGGAAGGAAGGAAGGAAGGAAGGAAGGAAGGAAGGAAGGAAACAUGGUACGUAGGUGUGGCUGUAAGCUUCCAGGCUUCCCCUGGUACCCGGCAUGCCAGGGUAGCCUGCACCUGCAGGAUAAGGAUGAUCAAGUCUGGGAAGGUAGAUCUCGUGUCACUGUAACUGUUGGCCCUUGGAUAUCCUGCUGAAAUAGUAUUGUCUCUUGUACCGUUCAUUCCCAUGACAUGCCACCAUUGUUCUUGAAUAAAGGCUCCACCAAGCACA